Molecule: messenger RNA, 3616 nt
Organism: Austrofundulus limnaeus
Lineage: Eukaryota; Metazoa; Chordata; Actinopteri; Cyprinodontiformes; Rivulidae
Gene: msh4
Product: mutS homolog 4
Exons: 20
Coding region: 134-2872 (912 amino acids)
Biological process (GO): reciprocal meiotic recombination; mismatch repair
Cellular component (GO): nucleus
Molecular function (GO): ATP binding; mismatched DNA binding; ATP-dependent DNA damage sensor activity
Source: RefSeq, a predicted model, not a curated record
GUUAGUAGCGGUUCUUGCUAGCAAAGUGGAAGAGUUUAUGUUUUUAAAAGGCCUAAUUUCGCACUUUUGAAAGUAUUUAAAGUAAAUUAAAAUAUAUUUAUAUUGAUAUAUUUGCUUUUGGGAGAGUAUUACAAUGUAUCACAGCAGCACUGAUGAGGUAACAACGAGCGGGGACGUCGUCCGUGAAAGUGGACAAAAACGGAGUUUGUCCAGCAGCAGAGGACUGGACGAAAGCACCGCUUCCUCGGGUUCCAACUGCCUUUCUUCUGCUCUGUCACGGCAAAGCUCAGAUGGGAGCAGCUCCAAAUUAAGCCAUGAUGGUCCAUCACUACCAGGAAUGAACUCAGGUCAGUGUCACAACAGCUCCAGGAUUGGGAUGACGCCAUCAUCAGUCCUCAUGUCCACCUCAGACAGCUCCUCUCUUCUCUGCAACAGAGAAACACCAAGAUUCAGAAGAACUCCAGGGUCUGCCGGGGCCACAGGAACAAGUAGCUCCUCUGGGUCCAUAACCUCUGGUGCCUCAGUGAUCGUAGCGGUGGUUGAAGGACGUGGUUUGGCGAGAGGAGAGAUAGGCAUGGCCAGUUUCAAUCUGAAAAGUCCAGAGCUUGUACUUUCUCAGUUUGCAGAUGCAGGAACAUAUGCCAAGGUUAUAACCAAGAUUCACAUCUUGAUGCCAGUGGAAAUACUGAUGCCAGACACAGCCAGCGAGAAGGGGAAAGGAACUAAACUGUACAAGCUGAUCACUGAGAACUUCCCAUGCGUAACUUUUACUGCAAUCCAACGGAAGUACUUUAAUGAGAAGAAGGGACUGGAGUACAUUCAGCAGCUUUGUGCUCCGGAGUUUAACACUGUCCUCAUGGAAGUGCAAGCAAAGUACUAUUGCCUAGCAUCCGCAGCUGCUUUGCUGAAAUACCUAGAAUUUCUACAGAACUCUGUUUAUGCUUCUAAGUCACUUAAAGUGAGCUUUAAAGGGAGUGAGCAGACAGCUAUGAUUGACUCGGCAUCUGCCACUAACUUGGAGUUGGUGGUUAAUAACAGAGAUCACAGGAGUGAGCAUACUCUUUUAGGGGUACUCAAUCACACGAAAACUCCCGGCGGAGCCAGGAGACUGCGCUCUAAUAUUCUGGAGCCUCUGGUGGACGUGGACACCAUCAACAUGCGCUUGGAUGCCAUUCAAGAGCUGCUGCUAAAGGAGGAGCUUUUCUUUGGGCUGAAAAAUGCUGUAAGUCAUUUCCUUGACAUUGACCGGCUGCUUUCUGUUCUUGUCCAAAUUCCAAAGCAGGAAACGGUUCAAGUUGCUGAAGCUAAGAUUACGCAUGUCAUUCAGCUGAAGCACACGCUGGAUCUGGUGCCACAGUUAAGGGCGGUGCUGAAGGACUGCAGCACAGCUCUACUGAAGGCRUACAGCACCACACUGGAAGACAACAGAUUUGACAUGAUCCUCAACCAGAUCAAGACAGUGAUCAACUGUGACACCACAUAUCUGAAAGGCAGCCUGAACAUGCGCACCCAGAAGUGUUACGCCGUGCGGCCCAACAUCAACGAGUUCCUCGACAUCGCCCGCAGAGCUUACACCGAGAUAGUUGACGACAUCGCAGGGCUCGUGAACCAGCUGGGGGAGAAAUAUGGCUUGCCGAUGCGCACUAGCUUCAGUACGGCUCGAGGUUUCUUCAUCCAGAUGAAGCUAGAAGGUGUCGUUUKUCCUGAGGACAAACUCCCUGCAGAGUUCAUCAAGGUUACCAAGCACAAGAACAACUAUGGCUUCACCACUGCAGGCUUGAUGAAGAUGAAUGGACGCUGUGAUGAAGCCCUGAGGGAGAUUUUUCACAUGUCUUACAUUGUGAUGUGUCAACUGCUUAGCACCAUCCAUGAGCACAUUCACUGCCUCUAUAAACUCUCUGAUGCUGUGUCCAUGUUGGACAUGUUGCUGUCACUGGCUAAUGCAUGCACAAUCUCAGAUUAUGUGCGGCCUGAGUUCACAGACACUCUGGCCAUCAAACAAGGUCGUCACCCAAUGCUGGAGCGAAUGGCUCGGCAGCAGCCUGUGUCAAACAAUACCUACAUCUCAGAGGGCAGCAACUUUGUCAUCAUAACYGGUCCCAACAUGAGUGGCAAAUCCACCUACCUCAAACAGGUGGCGCUGUGUCAGGUCAUGGCUCAAAUAGGGUCCUUUGUCCCGGCUGAAUAUGCCUCCUUUCGUGUUGCUGAUCAGAUUUUCACCAGAAUUGGUGUGGAUGAUGAUUUUGAAACCAACUCCUCCACUUUCAUGUUAGAAAUGAAAGAGAUCUCUUACAUAAUCCACAAUGCGAGUGACAAGUCCUUGAUCAUCAUUGAUGAGUUGGGGCGUGGCACGAGUGCUGAGGAGGGCAUCGGCAUCUGUCACUCAGUCUGCGAGGUCCUCCUUCGCCUUAAGGCGUUCACUCUGUUUGCCACACACUUUCUGGAGCUGUGUCAGCUGGAGUCCCUCUACCCUAAUGUGGAGAACCAGCACAUGGAGGUUCAGCACACGCGCAGUGGUGACACUGGUGCAGAACAAGUGGUGUACACGUAUCUGCUGAGUCGAGGAUGCUCUGAAGAAAGGCACUAUGGUUUGAAAGCAGCAGCAAUGACCGCACUUCCUCUGAGUGUAAUUCAAGAGGCUGAGAUUUUUGCCUCUCGAGUCAGCCAGCAGCUUUUGGCCAAACAUCAGACUGAUCCAGAAACUCAGAGACAGAGAGCUGUGUACCGCCUGGCCACUCGCCUCCAACAGACUGCCAGAAACUCGAGACUUGACCCCGAAAGCCUGCGUAUGUAUCUGAAGGGACUGAGGAGGCAAUAUGAGGCUGAGCUGGAGGCUGCAGGGCCCACAGAGAGCUUAAACACAGAGGAAUAACUGAAUAUUCCCUUUAAUAGAAAAUAAGAAUAAUAUACUGAAAGUGGACAUAUUGGGCCUAUUGUGUAAAGGCUAAGUCAGCAUUGGCUAAUUGAUUUCAUAUUUAUAGUUUCUUCCAUCUGAUUUUUGGACUGUAACUAUUUUAGCAUACUCUCAGUUCAUUGUUCGUCUCAUUUAAGAAAAUGUUCAGCUUUUUCAGAACACAGCUGUGACUUUUGGUAUUGUAACAUUUAUGUAUAUUUUUCUCAGAAAUGCAAAGUGAUAUACCUCUUCCUUUAAAAACCUUGUGCCUUUGGAAAUUGUUAUUUUAAGCUUUUAGUCACUGUUAUACUUGUUUUAGUUUUUAGCUACUACAUGAUUGUAGCUUUGAGCUACUGUUAUGCUGGUAUUAGCUUUCARCUAUUGUUUUGUUAGAUUUAGUUUUUAGUUGUUUAGCUAAUUUUGGUUUAUGUCUAGUGGUUUGCUACUUCUAGAUAAUGUUCUGUGGGUUUUAUCAUUUAGCUACAGUGUUAUGAAUUUUAGCUCUUAGCUAAUAUUCCACUUAUUUCAGUUAGGUUUGAUUUCCAGUGGUACUGUUUCUUGUCYGUCAAAUUAUUCUGUUUGGCAGCAUCAUACCACAUAUUUUGUUAUGGUUUGUCAUAAUGAUAUUUGUAUUGUGAAAUGAAAAUAUGGCAAAAUAAAAGUUUUUUUUUGUCUCAGGAAAAAUAAAGACCUAAUUUAUAAAAAAAUAUAUAUAUACCGGUA